UUCCAGAAAUCCCCGCAAGAAUCCGCGCCAGCACCAGCACUAGCAGCAGAGCCAAAGCAACCAGAGCGUUCGCCAUUGUUCCUCCCCUCUCGCCCCGAUCGUACCAGCUGUGUGCGAGCAUCCAAGAAGAAUCGAAGCUGAUGCCUGCGCCGCCGCUCCGGACCGUGCACCUGCGCCGGUCUCCCUCGCCGCCCGACGACGCGCCAGAGUCGGCGGCCAUCGCCGUCGACGGAGGCGGCGGGGUGGACCUCGCCCUGGUGGGCCGCGCGCUGGGGCUGGACCCCGCCAGCGUCCGCCUCAACGGCUACUUCGUCAGCCGCGGCCCCGGCCACGUCUCCACGGCGGUCACCUGGGGCGCGCUCCUCGCCUUCUUCGCCGCGCGCGGGCUCCCCACCGGCGCCGACCCCACCGCGCCCGUCGCCGUCCGCGGCAGGCCCGCGCCUUCGCCCCCACGCCCAGAUCCUGGAGUUCUUCAGUCCUCCAAGCGUAAGUCUGGGUUGGAGACAGAAAAUUGUUCCAAGAAGAGCAAGCUCCAACACAACAGCUCAGCUCUUUCAAAAUCUAGCGAGGAGCUACUUAGUGAUGAGAUCACCCUUGGUUUGAAGAGAAGACUCAGAUUGGACGACAUGACUCCAUCUAAGAGGAUCAAACAAGUAGACUACAACUCAGAAACACAACAGCCAGUAAAAUUCUCCUGCAGCUUCAUGAACGGGCACGGAAAGCGGACACGAGAUGAGGAGAUGGUCACCUCACUCCCAUGCAAGAGAGUCCGGUGAUGUCGAAUCUACCAGCAGACUGAGACUUUUGUGUCACAAGUCUUGGUUACUCGAAACAACUCGCAGAGCUAAGAUUAUGUGAACUGUCAUGGCUAAGCGGCUUAAAGCUAUGUGUAGAUGUGUAGAUUGGUCUGGAGCCAUAGUUUCAGGUUUGUAUCAAGUGCCAGUUGAAACAGUUGUAACACUUAAUUUUUCUUGUGUACAUCGGUGUGUUUGUAUGAUGCCAGAAAAUCUGCUAAUGGUGGUCCAAGAUGAUGUAAUCAGUGCAAAAUGCUAA
Triticum aestivum (bread wheat) is the source of this 1053-nucleotide messenger RNA. RefSeq lists its product as uncharacterized. The transcript has 3 exons. Lineage: Eukaryota; Viridiplantae; Streptophyta; Magnoliopsida; Poales; Poaceae. The coding region runs from base 141 to 776 and encodes 211 amino acids. The record is from RefSeq and is a predicted model, not a curated record.